Exaiptasia diaphana is the source of this 2581-nucleotide messenger RNA. Its product is annotated as dolichol kinase. The annotation marks the transcript as partial. Gene Ontology annotation, biological process: dolichyl monophosphate biosynthetic process. The transcript is spliced from 8 exons. The record is from RefSeq and is a predicted model, not a curated record. Gene Ontology annotation, molecular function: dolichol kinase activity. Lineage: Eukaryota; Metazoa; Cnidaria; Anthozoa; Actiniaria; Aiptasiidae. Gene Ontology annotation, cellular component: endoplasmic reticulum membrane.
AUCAAGAAGUGUUUAUACUUUCUGGCUGCAGGUUCAUUGCUGACAGGUUUGCUUCUAAUACCAGUCUUUUAUUAUCUUAGUAUUGUAAGAAACUCUGCAGAGGAGUGGAUUGGACAUAUCUCUUUUUAUCUUGUCCUAAUUCUGGCAUUCUUCUCAUUUUUGCUACCGUGGACGUACUUAAUGCUUGGUGGUGUAAACCCGUUAAGCUGGUUAAUCCACUUCAUAACAUAUACAAGAACAAGAUAUUACCUGGUUGGUUAUUGGAGCUGCAUUGUGUUGUUAUCUAUCAUGAUUGUCGUCUCAAAGAACUGGAAUAAUACACAGACAACAACUGUCACUCGGAAAUACUUUCAUGUUCUGGCAAUUGCAGUGUUUCUUCCUGGAAUUAUGUUGGAGUCCAAGUUAACACAUUUAGCUGCUUCAGUUGCACUGGCUGCGUUUAUAUUUAUAGAAUAUGUACGGUUAGGUAGAAUUGAGCCGUUUGGUGACUUAAUACACCAUAGCUUACAAGUCUUUCUUGAUGAAAAAGACUCAGGCAACGUAAUUCUAACACAUGUCUACCUUCUUUUUGGAUGUGCAAUUCCAAUAUGGCUGUAUCCUGUAUAUCCAGAAAGGUCAAGUGCAUUAGCAAUGUACUCAGGAGUAUUGUCUCUGGGUGUUGGGGAUACUUUGGCAUCUCUUGUUGGAAAAAAGUAUGGUCAAAACAAUUGGCCUGGCAGCAACAAGACACUUGAAGGAACAAUGGCUGGUUUAAUGGCACAGUUCAUAUUUAUUGGUUUGUUGUCCAGAACAGGUGUUGUUAGAGUGGUUAAUUGGGUUGCCACUGCGUUAUGUGUAGCUGCUUGUUCACUUUUAGAAGCCUGGACAUCACAGAUAGACAAUCUAGUCUUACCUCCAUUUCUAUAUGCACUUAUUGUAGUUGCUUGUAGAUGAUGAAACUGAACAAGCCUUACAUUUAAUGUAUAUAUAUUUUGUAAAUAAACUAUUGGUAAUCYGAUUCUAGAGUGAUUGCACUUAAACCAUGCAACUGUACAAACUAAAUAGUGCUAUUUAGUUAUAUUUAGUAAAUCGUGCAUGCAGUACGCAAAUUGAAUUGAUACAAAUGAAGCAUUCAAUACCGUCUUGCUUCAGGUCAACUUUUAGUACAAAUUAGUACUUUUUAGAUUUUGUACAGUUGCACGGUUUAAGUCUGAUCACUCUAGUAGAAUUUACUGAAGACUCUUCCCUCAAAUGGACUGGCAUACCUCAAGUCAACAUAUACUGUUUGAUCGUUAGAGUUCUAAGUAGUUUGGAUUGCUGUAAGUCCCCAUACCCUYCCCUCCCUAAUACAUGAAAAUUCACAGUGCCCAUCAUACUUUGGUCUUUUUUAGAGUUUUUUCAGAGUAGCACAACAAUUUUGAUAUCAUCAAUAUUUCAAAAUGUUAUUAUCUGAAUUAAAAAUUCCUUUUAUUUUCAUAGAUAAAGCCUGUUUUCUCUAUUUUGGUAAUAAUAUGAACCUGAAAAGCAAUCUGUUAAAAUUUUAAGUAACCAACCUUACAUAAUGUAUAAAUCAGCUGCUAUUUACAAAAUAAUGAGCUCUUUGAAUACUAAUUGUCAACUAACAGAAAAGUCUCUUUGACAGUUCCCUGAAARCCUCWGCAUYGAAGCUUGACAAAUUACCAGUGAAUGUGCAAUGAAAGUGUUCUUUUUUCACACCUUAAGACACUCCAUGAUACAUUUAUUGCAAGCUCCCUGAUCUUGUUACCUUUCAAGAUGGCCGAGGGAACUGUGAAGGAGUCAAGCUAUAGUUAGAGUUGUUUKCACAGGGAGAGCCUACGUAGCACUCAAAUAAUGUAGYAUAUUCAUAAAGAUAUAAUACAAAACACAAUACAAUAGAACGAGAAACAAUGGAAUACAAUACAUUUUAUGAAUACACUACAUCAACUGCGUGCUACGYAAGUCCCCCCGGUAUACACUCUAUCUAGCAUUAAUUACACAAAGCUUCUAGGAGUACAGCAAUGAAGGUUCAAAACAGUUAAUUUAACUACUUCAAUGUUUAAUUACCRCUACAUUAAUGUGAUUUUAACUAAAUAAGGUCCUGUCCAUGCUUAGACAUCUCUGUCUACAGAGCAAUUGAGAUACAAAAAUGACUCUUACAGAAAAAAAUAACAGGUUGCUUAAAGUUUGACUAGGGUAGCAUGUUCAUAAUAAUUAACUUUGAUUACUAAGUGACCUUUUGUUUUUCAAGGGGUAAAAAUAUGUUGGCCUCCGCUCCCCUCUCUCUGCUAAUCACCAACUCUCUUAAACAAAUUUUCCUGGUUCAGGUUUAAACUUAUAUGUAUUUAAUUAUCAUUUUUCUUUAUUGUUUAUAAUUAAGCUAAAAAUAACCUAACAUUUUUUAUACUUCUUUACAAUCUUUCCUUUUGUUAGGGCUUAUUUUGAGAGGGACAGGAAGCCCAACAAAAGCAGAGGCUGCGAGGAAAACUAUUUUUAUACCAAUAAGGAGAUUUUAUAAUUCUAGUUAUUAUAGUGUUGUUUAAUAGUACCUGUCAUUCAUUUAUAAUUUUCCGUUCAAUAAUACUUUUAUGGGAGAUCUUCAAUA